Molecule: messenger RNA, 527 nt
Organism: Funneliformis mosseae
Lineage: Eukaryota; Fungi; Glomeromycota; Glomeromycetes; Glomerales; Glomeraceae
Source: the annotation of a GenBank genome assembly
UAGUUAAGGAAAGGGCAAAAUUAGAAUUAAGAGAUCCUGAAAUAUAUCGUGACAAAGUACCUGAUAAGCGGGCAUAUGGUAACCCUUAUAAAAAUCCCGACAAAUAUAAGAAAGCUGUUCAGCAACGUCGAGCUCCAAAGAUGCCUCCAAAAGAGCGACAAAGAUUAUUAACGGCUCCUACGGGAAUCGUUUUUAAUGGUUUAACCGAGAAAGAGAUUUUACCUUUUAAUAUAGUACCCGGAAGACAAAUAAUAUUAAACAUACCGAAAGUACACGUAAAUACUUCGUUGCCAAGAAAUCCUUUGGAGGUUGUUCCAGUAGUUAAUAAUAAAAUAAAUGGCCAGAUGCGUAUUUAUAGCACUAAAUCUUUAACGCCGCCACCGACACCUCCAAAUAAUAAUGAAAUGUCAACAACAAACUUGUCGAAUGUUAUGGAAAUUGAUGAUGAUAUACAUAAUAUACCAAUACCAGUAAAUGAACCCAAUGGUGUUUUAACUCCAAAUCAUGAACAAUCUAUGAUCCAGAAA